Molecule: messenger RNA, 9738 nt
Organism: Neolamprologus brichardi
Lineage: Eukaryota; Metazoa; Chordata; Actinopteri; Cichliformes; Cichlidae
Source: RefSeq, a predicted model, not a curated record
AUGCACUGUGUGCAGCACAUGAGCUGCGAGCACCCUCCAGACAUUCAAAUAAAACACCUUUCAAAACUGGAGGCAACUUCCUGCUUACCUGCAGGUAUUCUAAUUUUGAAUGUAACAAAACUUUUACCCUCCUUCACGCAAAACACUGCCUUUUUGGAUACUGAGUGUGUAGGAAGAAGCGUUGUCGGGGUGUUCAGGCACGGAGAUUUAUUCCUGGCUAGUGACUUGUGUCUUAAACACAGUGGACAGUCGGAGGAGAAGCUUCACUGCGCGCUGCACGGCUCUCCGGGCAGCGGGCUCUCUGUGCAGCUUCAUUUGACGCUCGUUAAAGCGCGCAAACAACACCAAAGCCCGUCAGAAACCAUCCACAGACAGUCUGUUGUGCUGAUCAGAAGGGGAAAGCGGCAGGUUAAUUCAUCUCCCCAGUUUCAACUAACCAACUAUCAAGUGUCUGUGAGUGAGAAUGAGCCCGCUGGGACGAGAGUUAUCACCCUAAAAGCAAAUGACCCGGAUGAUGGAGAAGCGGGGAGGCUGGAGUACAGCAUGGAAGCCUUGUUUGAUAAAAGGUCUGAUGACUUUUUCUACAUAGACUCACAGACUGGAAGCAUAACAACUAUCCAGGCUCUGGACAGAGAAGUCAAAGAAGCCCAUCUGUUCAAAGUUACCGUGACGGACAAUGGCACCCCCAAAAGAUCUGCCACUUCUUACCUCACUGUCACUGUAAGUGACACCAACGACCACACCCCUGUGUUUGAGCAAAAUGAAUAUCGAGUCAGCAUCCGAGAAAACGUAGAAGUGGGCUUUGAAGUUAAGACAGUCCGGGCCACUGACGGUGAUGCUCCCUCCAACGCCGACAUGAUUUAUAAAAUUGUGAACGCAGACGAAGUCAACUCUGCGUUUGAAAUUGACCCCCGGAGCGGCCUGGUGAGGAUCAGAGAGCGGCCUGACAGGGAGACCCGGGCCCAGUACCAACUGAUCGUCGAAGCCAACGAUCAGGGCAAGGAUCCAAGUCCCCGCAGUGCCACCGCCACAGUUUACAUCACUGUGGAAGACGAAAAUGACAACUACCCACAGUUCACUGAAAAGAGGUACGUGGUGCAGGUCCCAGAGAACGUGCCAGUCAACACCAAAGUGAUCCAGGUGGAGGCGACGGACAGAGAUGAGGGAAACAAUGCCAAAGUUCACUACAGCAUCAUAAGUGGCAACGUUAAAGGGCAGUUCUACAUUCACUCCCCCACUGGUGUCAUUGAUGUCAUCAAUCCACUUGACUAUGAAAAGAUUCGGGAGUAUAAUUUAAGGAUUAAGGCUCAGGAUGGAGGCAGGCCUCCGCUGAUAAACAGCACAGGGAUGGUGGUGGUGCAAGUGGUGGACGUCAAUGACAACACACCCAUGUUUGUCAGCACACCUUUCCAGGCUACAGUGCUGGAGAAUGUGGCCGUUGGCUACUCUGUCAUCCACAUUCAAGCCAUUGAUGCCGAUUCAGGGAAAAAUUCUCUCCUGGAAUACCGCAUUACCGACACCACGCCAGGUUUUCCGUUCACCAUCAACAACAGCACAGGCUGGAUUACGGUUAGUGAGCCGCUCGACAGGGAGGAAAUUGAAUUUUACACCUUUGGCGUGGAGGCGAGAGAUCACGGGACACCUGUGAGGUCCUCCUCUGCCAGUGUCAGCGUCACAGUGCUGGAUGUGAACGACAACACGCCCGCAUUCUCAGAGAAGACCUACUCACUGAAGAUCAACGAAGAUGCUGUGGUCGGCAGCAGCGUGCUGACAGUGACCGCCGUGGACAGGGAUGUGAACAGCAUGGUGACGUAUCAGAUCUCCAGUGGCAACACCAGGAACCGCUUUGCCAUCACUAGCCAGAGUGGCGGUGGCCUCAUCACCUUAGCCCUUCCCCUGGACUACAAGCUGGAACGCCAGUAUGUCCUGACAGUCGCCGCCAGUGAUGGAACACUUUACGACACCGCCCAGGUGUUCAUCAAUGUCACCGAUGCCAACACACACCGGCCUGUCUUCCAAAGCGCCAGCUACCACGUGUCUAUCAGUGAAGACAAACCAGUGGGCAGCACCGUGAUAGUGAUCAGUGCGACAGAUGAAGACACGGGGGAAAAUGCUCGUAUCACGUACGUAAUGGAAGACAAUGUUCCUCAGUUCGAAAUUGACCCGGAUACAGGUGCCAUCGUAACCAAAAUGGAGCUUGACUAUGAGGAUCAGGCCUCCUACACUUUAGCCAUCACUGCCAAAGACAAUGGCAUCCCCCAGAAAUCUGACAUCACUUAUGUAGAGAUCAUCAUCAGUGAUGCCAAUGAUAACGCUCCUCAUUUUCUCAGAGACAUCUACCAGGGGAGUGUUCUUGAGGAUGCACCUGUCUACACUAGCGUGCUCCAGAUCUCUGCUUCAGACAGAGAUAGUGGAUCAAACGGCAGGGUGACCUAUACAUUUCAAGGUGGGGAUGACGGUGACGGGGAUUUUCACGUAGAGCCUCACUCUGGCAUCGUCAGAACCGCUCGCAAGCUGGACCGGGAAAACGUUCAUGUUUAUAACCUGAAGGCUUUUGCCGUGGAUAAAGGUGUUCCGCCUCUGAAAGCUGCUGUUUCUAUUCAUAUUGUAGUCCAAGACAUAAAUGACAAUGCUCCAGUGUUUGAGAAGGAUGAGCUUUUUAUUGACGUGCAAGAGAACAGCCCAGUGGGAUCAGUCGUGGCCCAGAUCACUGCCACAGACCCCGACGACGGCACUAAUGCUCAGAUCAUGUAUCAGAUUGUAGAAGGAAAUAUUCCAGAAGUGUUCCAGCUGGAUAUUUUCAAUGGAGACCUCACUGCACUCACAGACUUGGAUUAUGAGACCAAAACUGAGUAUGUCAUAGUCGUUCAGGCCACAUCAGCACCGCUAGUGAGCCGUGCUACUGUGCACAUCCGCCUAGUAGAUAUGAAUGACAACGAACCAGUGCUGCACAACUUUGAGAUUCUCUUUAAUAACUAUGUCACCAACAAGUCCAACAGUUUUCCAUCUGGAAUAAUAGGAAAGGUUCCGGCUCAUGACCCGGAUGUGUCGGAUAAACUGCGCUACAAGUUUGAGUCUGGAAAUGAGCUCAGUCUGCUGCUGCUGAAUGAAGAAACUGGGGAUCUGAGGUUGAGCAGGGAUUUGGACAACGACAGGGCUCUGGAAGCACCCAUGACUAUUUCUGUUUCAGAUGGUCUCCAUCGUGUUGUUGCCCUCUGCACACUGCGGGUCACUAUCAUCACUGAUGACAUGCUGACAAACAGCAUCACGGUUCGUCUGGAGAACAUGUCCCAGGAGCGUUUUCUAUCUCCCCUGCUCAGCCUCUUUCUUGAGGGAGUGGCGGAUGUACUCUCCACCAAGCGGGAAGCAGUGUUUGUGUUCAACAUCCAAAACGACACCGACGUCCAAGGCUCCAUCCUCAACGUAACCUUUUCGGCGCUGCAGCCCGGAGGGGCUCCUGGUAAAGGCAUGUUCUUCCCAUCUGAGGAGCUGCAGGAGCAGAUCUACCUCCACAGGACUCGACUCAGGCUCAUAUCCACUCAAGAGGUGUUGCCGUUUGAUGAUAACAUCUGCCUACGGGAGCCCUGCGAGAACUAUAUGAAGUGUGUAUCAGUGCUGAAGUUUGACAGCUCCCCUCCCUUCAUCACCUCUGACACGGUUCUGUUUCGACCUAUCCACCCCAUCAACGGGCUGCGCUGCCGCUGCCCGGUCGGUUUCACCGGAGAAUACUGUGAGACCGAGAUCGACCUCUGCUACUCAGGGCCCUGCAAGAACAACGGGAGGUGUCGGAGCAGAGAGGGCGGAUAUACCUGCGAGUGCCUGGAGGACUUCACAGGCGAGCACUGUGAGAUUAAUGCAUCAUCAGACCGCUGUGUACCAGGUGUGUGCAAGAAUGGUGGUACGUGCAUCAACCGGCUGGCAGGUGGUUUCAUGUGCGAGUGUCCACCCGGGGAGUAUGAGAAGCCCUACUGUGAGAUGACCACCCGCAGCUUUCCUGGACAGUCCUUCAUCACCUUCAGAGGCCUGCGGCAAAGGUUCCACUUCACCGUCUCCUUCAUGUUUGCUACCAGGGAAAGAAACGCCCUGCUCCUCUACAACGGCAGGUUCAACGAGAAACAUGACUUCAUCGCCCUGGAGAUCAUCGGUGAACAGAUUCAGCUCACCUUCUCUGGAGGUGAGACAAAGACCACAGUGGCUCCCUACGUCCUGGGUGGAGUCAGUGACGGUCAGUGGCACUCAGUCCAGCUCCAUUACUACAACAAGGACGGGUGGAGUCUGGUGGACUCCAGCGGAGCUCUGCGGCUCCCUCUCUAUACCGCCUGGCUGGAGCUCAAUAAGAAGGAGCCUAAAAUGGUGAGCGUGGGGAACCCUUUCGGACCGUCCGGAGAAAAAGUGGCUAUGGUCGCCAUUGACGAUUGUGACAUAUCCAUGGCGAUCCGCUUCGGAAAGCAGAUCGGGAACUACUCCUGCGCCGCGCAGGGUACCCAGAUUGGACAGAAGAAAUCACUGGACUUGACAGGGCCGCUGUUACUGGGUGGGGUUCCCAACCUGCCAGAGGAUUUCCCAGUCAGGAACAGGAACUUUGUAGGCUGCAUGAGAAACUUGCGCAUCGACAGCAAACCCAUCGACAUGGGCAGCUUCAUUGCUAACAACGGCACCACAGAAGGGUGUCCAGCAAAGAAAGACUUUUGCACAAAUGGUGUGUGUCAAAACGGAGGCACGUGCGUCAGCAAGUGGAACACUUACAUCUGCGACUGCCCUACUGGUUACGGUGGCAAGAACUGUGAGCAAGUGAUGCCAUCACCUCAGUUCUUUGGCGGAGAGGCACUGGUGUCUUGGAGCAACCCGGACAUCACUGUUGCUGUUCCCUGGUAUAUUGGCCUAAUGUUCCGCACCCGGCGUCCUGCUGGCACCCUGAUGCAGAUCAACGCUGGGCCUUCCUCUACCAUCAACCUCAUGGUAAGUGAGCAGCGGGUCCAUAUGGAAGUGUUGCUGAGGCACCAGUUGGUGGCAUCGCUGAGCUUUCCUCAAGUGCGUGUCAAUGACGGGGAGUGGCACCACUUGCUGAUUGAACUGAAAAGCAUCAAAGAUGGCAAGGAAAUCAAAUACAUGGCAGCUGUCUCUCUGGACUACGGCAUGUAUGAGAAGUCAGUCGAGAUCGGCAAUGACCUCCCAGGCCUCAAGCUGCAAACUCUUCAUGUUGGAGGUUUGCCCGGGGAGAGAAACGAUGUCAUCAAAGGAUUUGUUGGCUGCAUACAGGGUGUGCGUAUGGGUGAGACAUCCAACAACGUGGCCAAUGUGAACAUGGCGCAGGGCCUGAAGAUCCGUGUGGAAAACGGCUGUGAUCUGGCUGACCCGUGCGACUCCAACAUCUGCCCUGAGAAUAGCCAGUGCAUUGACGACUGGAGCACACACACCUGUGCUUGCGACCCAGGCUACUUUGGGAAAGAUUGCGUGGACGCUUGUAAGCUCAACCCCUGUGAGCACGUUUCCACGUGCGUCCGCAAACCAAGCUCCUCCCACGGCUACACCUGCGAAUGUGGACAAAAUUACUACGGCCAGUACUGUGAAAACAAAGUGGAAGAGAAAUGUCACGACGGCUGGUGGGGCAGUCCCAUGUGUGGACCGUGUAACUGUGACACAAGCAGAGGAUUUCAUAAAAGCUGUAACAAGACCACCGGGGAGUGCCGCUGCAAGGUGGUUAAAACGGAUCAGCCGGUGGUGUAUGAGGGCUGCCCAAAGGCCUUUGAUUCUGGCAUCUGGUGGCCCAAGACAAAAUUUGGACGCCCUGCUGCUAUGAAAUGUCCCGAAGGAUCUUUUGUGGUGUAUGAGGGCUGCCCAAAGGCCUUUGAUUCUGGCAUCUGGUGGCCCAAGACAAAAUUUGGACGCCCUGCUGCUAUGAAAUGUCCCGAAGGAUCUUUUGGUACUGCCAUCCGCCACUGUAGUGAUGAGAAGGGCUGGCUGGCACCUGAGCUCUUCAACUGCACCACCGUCGCCUUCACACAUUUGAAAAAACUGAAUGACGAUCUCCGCCGCAACAGCUCAAGGAUGGACAGCGAACGCUCCAAGACCAUUGUGCGUUUGCUUCAAAGUGCCACCAACAACACGUCACAUUACUACGGCAACGAUGUGAAGAUGGCCGCCCAGCUUCUGAAUUACGUUCUGCAGUACGAAAGCCGCCAGGCCGGGUUUGAUCUCACCGCCAUGAAGGAUGCAGAGUUUAAUGAGAACUUGGUGCGAGCAGGCAGCGCCAUACUGGAUCCCAACACCAAGGACCACUGGGACCAAAUCCAAAGGACAGAGAGCGGGACCGCGCAUUUGCUCCGAAACUUUGAGGACUACGCGAGCACGCUGGCACAGAAUGUCCGGAAAACCUACCUGAAGCCCUUCACCAUCGUCACUGAAAACAUGAUUCUAACUGUGGACUACUUGGAUGUGUCGAACCCAGAGAGGACAACAUUUCCUCGCUUCUGGGAAAUCCAGGAGGCCUACCCCAAAGAGCUCGGGUCUUCUGUCCGCUUCCCACAGUUUAAUAUCGGUUCUCAGGGAAACAAAGCAGAGCCCACUCCUGCCCCUCCAGCUCAGACAGAAGCUGUCCUCGAGGAGGAGCACACAGUUUCAGAUAGGAAACGCCGCCAUCUCGAGCCACCUGCCCCUCUGCCUGUUGCUGUGGUGAUAGUGUACAAGUCGCUGGGAAAACUCCUUCCGGAAAGAUACGACGCAGACCGCAGGAGUCUGAGAGUCCCCAACCGUCCGGUGAUCAACACAGCCAUCGUGAGCGCCACGAUCCACAGCGAAGGUGAGCCUCUUCCUACCGUCCUGGACCCCCCGGUCAUCUUGGAGUACACCCUGCUGGAGACAGAGGAGCGAACCAAACCCGUCUGCGUGUUCUGGGACCACUCAGUCGGGAGCGGAGGCGCAGGCGGCUGGUCCUCUAAAGGCUGCGAGGUGCUCAACAGGAACAACACCCACAUUAGCUGUCAGUGUAACCACAUGACCAGUUUUGCUGUGUUGAUGGACAUUUCCAAAAGAGAGCACGGCGAUGUCCUGCCUCUGAAGAUCGUCACGUACACCACAGUCUCCGUGUCCCUGUUUCUCCUCCUGAUCACCUUCAUCCUGCUGUGCCUCUUGCACAGGCUCCGUACCAACCUCCACGCCAUCCACAGGAACCUGGUGGCAGCGCUCUUCUUCUCCGAGCUUGUCUUCCUCCUGGGCAUCAACCAGACUGACAAUGUGUUUGUGUGCACCGUGAUCGCCAUCCUCCUCCAUUACUUCUACAUGUGCACCUUUGCCUGGAUGUUCGUGGAGGGGCUGCAUAUCUACCGCAUGCUGACCGAGCUGCGGAACAUCAACUACGGUCACAUGAGGUUCUACUACGCCAUGGGCUGGGGCAUACCGGCUAUCAUCACUGGUGAGUUACACUCACACAUGUUCGCCAGGACAAGCAACAGUGCGAUAGGAGAUGGCAGGUUGUCGGGAGACUCGUGUCAUGACUCGUCUUUUCUGAAAAGUAUAACCUUUGUUAUAUUCCUCCCUCUUCAGCGCUCUCUCAACUGCAACAACAUGUACACAGAGGACGGCGCAGUGUACCGUUCAGGCAUUGGCGAGUCUACCGUCUCACUGGACAGGUCAGCCAAGAGCCGCAGUAGCUACCUGGCUUACACACUCAGGGAGGAGUCUGGUCAGAAGCCCAGUGGCUCUUCUACUGUAUUUGUUCACUGGUCUGUUUCGCCAUCAUUUCUUCAAUUAGACUCUGACUCAGACAGCGAGCUUUCAGUAGAUGAACACAGCUCCUCCUACGCCUCCUCCCACUCCUCCGACAGCGAGGAUGAUGAUAUUGAUGUCAAGCCAAAGUGGAACAACGAGAGGCCUCUUCACAGCACUCCAAAAGGGCAAUCAACAUCUAAUCACGUGAAGCCUUACUGGCCAACAGAUGCCAUUACAGCCAGUGACAGCGAGGACCCCGGUGGGACAGAGAGGCUGAGGGUGGAGACCAAGGUGAACGUGGAGCUGCACCCAGAGAACAAGCUCAACCACGUUGGUGAAAGAGAGAGGGAGGCUCUGCAGGAGAGAGACAGACAGACUCCUACCAGUAUGAAAGACUCAGCGCCUGCCAGUCAGCCUAACAGCAACCACCAGCCAGAGCAGAGAAAAGGCAUCUUGAAGAACAAGAUCAGCUACCCUCCUCCGCUGACCGACAAGAACAUGAAGAACCGUCUGAGGGAGAAGCUGAGCGACUACAACUCGCCCACUAUCACCUCCCCUCCCCCCAACAACAACAACACCACCUCCCCACCCCCUCCCUCCGUCAACAUCAUGACCCCGUCGUCCCGGACGCCUUCGUUGGCCUCCAACGAAGGAAGCCGACUCGGCAACCACGAGAGCGGCUCCCCCGUCAAACCGCCCGUCGCCCCACGACCUCAGAUUCCGCCAGGGGGUAUCUACCGGGAGACAAAUGGCGGAGUUGCCAUGCACUUGAAGUCGGGGACGGUCAACGGAGGCAAUGAGUCAGACUCAGAGCAAACCCAGACCAGCCUGCCUUUAUGAGAGGAGGAGCUAAACAACCUGCCAGGUCGGGGCUGAGGGGACCAAGAGUCGAGGAACAUGAAAGGAAAAGUUGCGAGAUGGAGAGGUGUUAAAGGAUGGAUGAAGAGAAGCCUGAUCCUGUCAGCAUCGCCGCUCCCGUCAUGUUUCCUUUCUCGGGCGAGCAGUAUUAAUUGCAGACGUUAGGACUGCCUUAGAUGAGAAAAUAAGCAGAGAUGUGAGCGAUAACAAAGGGAACGCUGUGCCGGACUGUGUCAAGACACGGUUGAGCCACGUGUGCCAAAACCACUAAUGGAAAUCAUUAGGAAGAGUCGGAAGAUGAAGAAUGACACCCAGAAUGCAUUGUGGGCCCUAACAUGAAGCUCUUCUCUAGUGUUGGCGAGGAGCACAUCAUUAUGUUCUGUUUCUUUAGGUGAAGUUAGCAAAGUGUCAGAUGUAAUAAUCACUGUUCACGAACCUCUAAAGGCUGGUACCGUCACAGUAAAAUGAUUUUAAAGACUGCAGGUCCCUCAGAUGUCUCACACACACAUGCUUCAGUUCAUGCUGGGCAGAGCUAUGAAACACAAAGUGCUCUUCUUUUUUGUUUUAAUUAAAGAAAGGCUUCCACAGCCUCUCGGUGCAGUGUAUUUAGAGUGUAAGUAACAUGUAGAUAAUUUUAAAAAGUGAAGAAGAAAUGAUCUAUUUUCUAUGUCAGUUUUAGCAAGAACACAGUAGUGAAAAAAAGAACAGAAAUCACAUCGUACGCCGGUUUAACAGUCAGAGAACAACAAAUCUGCGCUGCGUGCCUUCAUGCUGCACCGAGGCCUUACAAGCUCACUCAAUACUGUAAAAGGCUGCAGUGGGCUUCCACUCUACAGUGGUGCAUUCACAGGCUGCUGCUGUUGUGUUUGAGUGCAUGCACACACGCAAGAGUACGGUGUAAAUGAACUUUAAUUAUGUGGAAUGAAGAGGAAUUCCCCCCUCUGCUGAAAACUCAGCUUUGCAGUUGGAGCACUGUGAACCUGAAGCCUUGUUUUCCAGUGUUUGUCGAGCCUGUUUAUCCAGUGCAAGACACACUCCUGGUUACCAAAGUCAUGAGAUCUGGUGAAUAAGCAGAUUAGAGUUGGGCGUCAGUUCGGUUUAACUCAGUUUUAGUGCAGAAUUUAAAAAAAAAAAAAGCCAUUUGUUGAUCUUUCGUUGUGUAAAAGUAAGAAA